AUGAGGCGCUAUGCCUCUGCUCAUGGUCUCCUGGAGAGUGUGUACGAUCCGCAGCACAGCCGGGUAACACCGAAUCAGCUGAAGGCUCUUCUCACGGGCUCAUCAUCGAUUUCACGACAUCCGGCCGAACAAGUCGACAGUGCGCCAUCCGUACAAACUCUAGCUCCAAUGGGAACGGCUCAAGCAUUCAACGGUGUGCCGCCGUCCGGCAUGGGACCGAAUCUGCCUCUAUCCCUUCAGAUCGGAGACUACAAAGUUUGGGACUACUUAGUUGAGGUGAUGUCGAGAGGUUGGAUAGAUGCUGGCACGUUUCGCCUAUCACCAGCCUAUUCGUUGUACUUGGCACUGCGAUUCUUCCAAUCGCACUCGAAGCCCUAUCUGGUCCAGUUCUUCACCCGCAUUGCUCAUCACAUGAAUCAAAUCUCACAGGAUUGCACAUCCAGAGAGGAGCUAUUAUUCUGGUUGGCAAAUGCAAGCGAGUUGUCGUUUUUGGUUGAACGGGAUCCAGACCUACGCACACCCAGAGCAGGCCAACUUGGGACGGUUGUUGAAACAGUGUUUCGACGGUUAUGUACUGUUCUCCUUGGAGCGCUUCGACCCGCCUGUAAACCAAUGUUGGACAUAAACAUUCCAAUCGAGGAUGGCAGCAGUAAAUGGGCCGAACAAAUGGGUGUCGAGUUGGCGGCCGAAUGUCAUCUGGACCGAAGUCGGCAAGCGGCUGCUCUUUUAGCUGCCAGAAAACGACGUCGCAGCACUUGGGGCCACCUGUUACAAAUUGAACAGCUUGCAGAGCAACUUCGAGGUGUUCCGGAUGGACUUGUCCAGUACUUGCUAUCACUACAGGACAAGGGUUUGUGCCAUUCGGUGUCUGUUCAAGAAUCGAGUUUGGCCACAUGGCGUGCGUCGCCGUUGGUGAAUAGCACGAACGUUCAGCAACGACCACCUGUUCAAACUGCCCCAGGGCCUUCACCACAGUUGCCACUGAAAUCGGCAGUUCAACGAACUCCAUCGCAAUCGACACUGACCAGUCUUCCAACGACGCACUUUGGUGAUAGCUUCGGUAGCAUGAACGACGAGGUGAUUCGAGUAGUGUUGAAACGAGGUACAGGUGGAAUUGGACUCAGUAUUGUGGCUGCUCAG
Messenger RNA from Ostertagia ostertagi, 1140 nucleotides. NCBI's taxonomy places the organism in Eukaryota, Metazoa, Nematoda, Chromadorea, Rhabditida, Trichostrongylidae. The record is from the annotation of a GenBank genome assembly.